UCGAAAUUCUGGCCCAACUCCACAAACCCUAGUCUACACCUUUCGUUGUAAUUUUAUUCUCCUCAUCUCACCAAAUGUAUUGCAAAGAAACUUUUCCUAUGGCAUCCACAAAGUGUGUUAUACUUCUUUCAUUAUCUCUUCCUCUGCCUAAUCAAUAACUUGAACCCAUCAUCAACUGUAGUAAUUUUUAUCAAAUUUUCAAAAUUCAUCAAACUAACUUUCUGGGUUGUUCUUUUUAGCAAUGAGGAAUCAAUGGCGUCUCUUCCUCCGUCGUCGCCACAACUUCCUCUCAUCACAACCCACAUUUUCUUUUUGGAAUUCUCGAUCCUCUCAAAAACCCAAUUCAAAGAUCACAUCUUUUUACCAUUUUUGCUUUUAUUCAUCUUCUUCUUCAAAUUCCCAUUCAAAUUCAUCAUGUUUACCCAAUUCUGGAAGUUUACUUGUUUGGUUAUUUGCUGCAUCUGAUCCUCAAUAUUUAAAAGCAAGAGAGUUACUUACCCCUAAAGUUUCAAUCUUGAGAAAUGAGUUGGUUAAGGUUAACGGUGAUUCUAAAAAAGUUACUGAAGUGUUGGAACAAAUGGGGUUUCAUAUGAUUUCCUCUUACUCUGAUGGGUCUGCUUUAGUUGAGCUUUUGGGUCAACUAAAUAAAUUUCCUCUUUUAGCUGUUGAGGUUUUUAACUGGCGAAGAAAACAUGCUGGUUUUAGCUUUGGUAUUAGAGCAGAAGAGUAUGCCAAGGGUAUUUCAACUGCUGGUAGAGCUAGGGAUGUUGAUCUUGCUCUUGAGAUAUUUACUGAAGCUGCAAACAACCGCAUUAAGACAUCGUCUACUUAUAACGCAUUGAUGGGUGCUUAUAUGGUCAAUGGUAUGCCUGAUAAAUGUCAAUUACUAUUUCAGGAAUUUAAGAGAGAGGAAUGUUGUAGUCCUACAAUUGUAACAUACAACAUCCUUAUUUCCAUGUUUGGUCGCUUGAUGUUGAUAGACCAUAUGGAAGCUACACUUCAAGAGAUAUAUGACUCAGGCCUCUCCCCUAAUUUGGGUACAUUCAAUAAUUUAAUUGCUGGAUAUGUAACAGCAUGGAUGUGGGACCGGAUGGAAAAUACUUAUUUGACAAUGAAAGAUAGGUCCAUUAAGCCAGAUAGAAACACUUUCUGUUUGAUGCUAAGAGGCUACUCACAUUCUGGCAAUUUGAAGAAGAUGGAAGAGAUGUAUGAGCUGGGAAAACAGCAUAUGGACUCCGAUAAUGUUUCUUUAAUAAGAACUAUGAUUUGUGCAUAUUGUAAGAAUUCUUGUGCUAAUAGAAUUGAAAGAAUUGAAAAAUUGAUCAGGCUGAUUCCCGAGGAGGAAUUCAGACCAUGGUUGAACGUGCUGCUUAUCAAUGUCUAUGCACAAGAACAACGGCUUGAGAGGAUGGAAAAGUUCAUCAAUGUUGCUUUUGAACAACACACUGCAGUAAAUACUGUGCGUGUGAUGCGAUCCAUUAUCACAGCCUAUUACCAUCUGAACGCUGUUGACAAGCUCACUAGCUUUGUGAAGCGCGCAGAAUGUGCUGGAUGGAGAAUUUGUAGGUCUCUCUAUCAUUGUAAAAUGGUUAUGUAUGCAUCACAAAACCGCCUGGACGAAAUGGAAAAUGUACUUGCUGAAAUGGAGAAAAUAAACAUAGAUCGAACAAAUAAAACAUGGGCUAUUCUGUUCAAAGCUUACUCAUAUUGGGGUCAAAGUUGUAAACUUGAGCAAGUACAAGGUCUGAUGUGCAAGAUUGGAUGUAGAUUUGUUUAGGAUGAUUGCCCUUCAUAAGAGACGUUUUACUGGAAGUAAUAUGACUGAAGUGAUAUCAAGGAGCAUUGCCUUGCCAUUGUUUGGAACACUUCAUCACACAUGUUGAUGUCAGAUAUCUUCAGACAUGCGGUAUACUAUUAUACACACGGUUUUUCAUUUUGCAGAUAAGUGCUAAGUCAUUGGAUUCACUAAGAUAGAUAGGAGAGCUUGCUGUUCUUGAGUUGCUAUCUCCCUUAAAUAUAUCAGCUAGCAAAGAGAGAAGAAGAGAAAAAAGAGAGGUGAAGAAAGAUAGAGAAUAACGGGAAAAAAAGCUGACUUACCAGCGGUCGUGUGCUUUGUUUUAGCGAAUCGAGAGACGAAGAGAAAAUAGAGAGGUGAAGAAAGAUAGAGAAUAACGGGAAAGAAAAAUCGACUUACUAGCAGUUGGCUGCUUCAGUCAGCAAAACAAGGAGCAUUCAACACCAGGCAUCAUCCAUUGUGGUGUGUAAAAUGCCCAAUGAAGAGAUCUGUCGGCCACGUUGUUUCCUGUAUGUCAACAUCAUUUAUGUAAAUGUUCAGUUAUAGAUAAAACGCGAUGAUCACAGAGUUGAGGAAGUUUGUACACAAUUUUGCCUACUCUCAUCAAUGAAAUUACACACUUCUGGUUGAAAAAUGUAAAACUUGUUACUAGUUCCAUGCAAGGAACGAGAUGGUGAGGAUCAGCUGAUGCUAUAUGCUGUAGAUAUGAGACUGGAGUUUGAGAAUAUGGAAGCUCUGCCAGAUCUAAGAAACAACAUUAAUCUAUUGGUGAUUAACCUUUUAAUACUCGAGAAUUAAUAUUCUUCUAUAAUCUCAUCAUGCCAAACUUGAAUAUGUGUUGCCGUCGGGAAGAAGUAUAUUCCCUUUGGCUUGUGCAGUUUCUUAUAAUCUGAAAUUACAGUCUAUAUGUGAAAUGCAAACAUAAUGUUGAAAAUUGGUUCA
Beta vulgaris subsp. vulgaris (sugar beet) is the source of this 2737-nucleotide messenger RNA. RefSeq names its product pentatricopeptide repeat-containing protein At2g30780. The coding region runs from base 242 to 1777 and encodes 511 amino acids. Gene Ontology annotation, molecular function: mRNA binding; protein binding. The transcript is spliced from 6 exons. The record is from RefSeq and is a predicted model, not a curated record. NCBI's taxonomy places the organism in Eukaryota, Viridiplantae, Streptophyta, Magnoliopsida, Caryophyllales, Amaranthaceae.